Messenger RNA from Populus trichocarpa (black cottonwood), 839 nucleotides. Its product is annotated as putative AP2/ERF and B3 domain-containing protein Os01g0140700. The coding region runs from base 46 to 438 and encodes 130 amino acids. Gene Ontology annotation, molecular function: DNA binding. The transcript has a single exon. NCBI's taxonomy places the organism in Eukaryota, Viridiplantae, Streptophyta, Magnoliopsida, Malpighiales, Salicaceae. The record is from RefSeq and is a predicted model, not a curated record.
ACUUGCAACAGCAGCUCUCAAGUUGUGAGAAUCUAUCUUAAGAUAAUGCUAGGAUCUCCCAUACCUAUCAAUAUGCCAAAAAAGCUAUUCAAAAAGACACUAUCAAAGACUGACAUUGAUUAUAGAAUGACAAUUCCAAUGGAUAGCCUCUCCGCUUUCCAAAUCCCAAAAGGAAAAUACUCGAAAGAAGUUGCUGUCUUCGACAUCGAUGGUCGUCGAUGGAGGUUCCGGUGUUCCACGAGAAGAAAAGAUCCCCACCCCAAACCAGUCCUCUCUUCAGGCUGGAUUAAGUUUGUCAAAAACAGGUGUCUCAAGGAAGGCGAUGAAGUCAUCUUUUCUGUCGCGGACAAUGAUGGAGCUGAGGGUCUGCAAUUCGGAAUUCAAGCACGGAAAAAACUCAAGUUACUCGGUCAAGAGUUUUGGGUAGACCCUCUUUGAAGAAGAAGAAGAAGAAGAAGAAGAAGCUACGUACUAAUCCAGGCAUGUAAAACAUAGGUGUAUCUUCCAUCUUGAUUCUGAGGGUAGUGUUCUUACGCUGUAGUCUUGUUCCUGCUCUCUCUUUCUCUCGGAGGGGAGGGUUUUGGCCGGCCGGAGAUCUCAGAGGAGUUUGAUAUCCUAGCUGUACAAGUAUUCAAAGUCGUUUCUGCAUAUUUCCUCUUUUGUAUGGCACUAGCUAUGAUCCUGAAUAUGUCUUGGCAAGAUCUUGUAAUCAUGGGAGUGAAAGAGUGAAAGCUCGGAAGCUCACCAUGCCCAUGGUUUUGGCCUGUAAUUAAGCGAAACGUUUCAGACUUUUUCUUGGAUUGCAAAUUAAUCUUAUUUUUCUUCAUUAGUUCCAUAAA